Messenger RNA from Adineta steineri, 516 nucleotides. The record is from the annotation of a GenBank genome assembly. NCBI's taxonomy places the organism in Eukaryota, Metazoa, Rotifera, Eurotatoria, Adinetida, Adinetidae.
AUGAAAAGAAAACGUUUUAUUUUAGAACAAAUUCAAACAGAAAAGAAUCAAUACAAACCAUUUGGAAUUACUGUUCUUGGAGGAAAUGGUCAAGGACAUGAAUUAAAUCAACUCUCUUAUGCUGAAGGAAUCUGUAUUGAUAAUAAUAAAUCAGUUUAUAUUGCUGAUUAUUGGAAUGAUCUUAUUGUUCAAUGGAAAUUGAACUCAAAUACUGGUCAAAUUACUGCAGGAGACGAAAAAGGUGAAUUAGUUGCAGGUGGAAAUGGUGAAGGAAAUAGUCUCAGACAAUUGUCUCAUCCUCAAGGAGUGAUUGUUGAUCAUUUGGGUCAAAUUUAUGUGGCAGAUCGGGGUAAUCAUCGAGUAAUGCGUUCGCGUGAAGGAGAUGAAGAAGGUGAAGGAAAUCAAUCAAAUCAGUUAAAUUCUCCCAAGGGUUUAUCGUUUGAUAAUGAAGAAAACCUUUAUGUUGUUGACGGUUCCAAUCAUCGAAUCCAAAAAUAUGAAAAAAUCUUAGAUUAA